AUGUACAAGGAAUUCAUCCAUGAGUAUCGUCGACUGGGUCACAUGGUAGAGCUGAAUUACGAGGAGGAAGGAGGACCACAAUACUACAUUCCUCACCACUGCAUCCUGAAGCCAGAUAGCACCACGACAAAACUGCGGGUCGUCUUUGAUGCGUCUUGUGCAACGACCAGCGGAGUGUCACUCAACAAUGCCCUUAUGGUUGGGCCCACAGUACAAGAUGAUCUGCUAUCCAUUGUCACACGCUUUCGAUGGAAUCAAUACGCGAUAGUGGCCGACGUCGAAAAAAUGUACCGUAUGGUACUAGUACAGCCUAGUGAUCGUAGAUUGCAGAGGAUUUUCUGGCGUGACUCCCCUACCGAUCCCAUCAGAAUCUAUGAGCUGUGUACCGUGACGUACGGCACUGCUUCAGCGCCAUAUUUGGCAACUAAGUGCUUGAGUCGCCUGGCUGAAUUAGAUGGAGAUCGUUAUCCAGCAGCUGCCAAGAUGUUAGUGAAGGAUUUUUAUGUUGAUGACAUGCUCUCUGGCGUUGAUUCAAUCGAGGAAGGCAUUACACUUUGUGCAGACGUCCAAGAACUACUCCGCGGUGGAGGGUUUACCCUGCGAAAAUGGAGCUCAAACUGUCCCGAGAUUCUCGAGCAGAUACCUCCAGAGUAUCGAGACGAAAGAACUUCUUUCGAGUUAGAUGGUUCAAGUGCAGUAAUCAAGACCUUGGGGCUUGUGUGGGAGCCUCAAUCAGAUUUUUUCAACUUCAAAGCACCUGAGUGGAAUGAGUCUCCCAUAACGAAGUGCGUCGCUGUCUCUGACCUUGCAAGAAUUUUCGAUCCAAGUGGUCUCAUUGGGCCAGUUAUUGUGGCCGGGAAAAUAUUCAUUCAGCAUCUGUGGAAGAUUAAGAUAUCAUGGUACGAAGAGCUAGCUGCAGAUCUACAGCAACAGUGGCGUGAGUAUCGAAGCUGUUUGGAAGGUCUAAAGGAGCUGCAGAUUCCUCGGUGGAUUGGAUUUCGAAAGGAACUCAAGUCGGUUGAACUGCACGGGUUUUGCGAUGCCUCCACAAAAGCAUACGGUGCAUGUAUCUACAUACGAUGCAUUGGGAUGGAGAGAUAA
Messenger RNA from Armigeres subalbatus, 1101 nucleotides. RefSeq lists its product as uncharacterized. The coding region runs from base 1 to 1101 and encodes 366 amino acids. The record is from RefSeq and is a predicted model, not a curated record. Lineage: Eukaryota; Metazoa; Arthropoda; Insecta; Diptera; Culicidae. The transcript has a single exon.